This is a messenger RNA of Nymphalis io (European peacock), 906 nucleotides long. Its product is annotated as cytochrome b5 domain-containing protein 1. The transcript has 4 exons. The coding region runs from base 1 to 870 and encodes 289 amino acids. Lineage: Eukaryota; Metazoa; Arthropoda; Insecta; Lepidoptera; Nymphalidae. The record is from RefSeq and is a predicted model, not a curated record.
AUGAUUUAUACGAAACAAGAAUGGUAUACGCCGGCUGAAGUAGCACUUCACAAUAAAGCUACCGAUUGUUGGGUUUCUGUAAACGGCGUGGUACGGAACCUUACCUCUUGGCUGAAGGCACAGUUUACGAUCUGCAAGUGCAUCAACAAAACUUGUUCAUGUCCAGUUAAAAGCUGGUUUUGCGAAGACACUUGCGUAGAAUACUGUAAUUGCUUCAAACGAGGAUUUUCAUAUUGUGAUGGGAAACGAUUAGCAAUGGCCGUAUUAGCGUAUGCUGGAAAAGAUUUAAGCCAUUGGUUUAAUGGUGAUAAUUGGGCACAUUUUACGCAUCCAGUCGUGGGUUCAAUUACGCCUUACCAUCGACACGGUCCAGGUAAUGAGCAGCCAGUAGUGCCCUCCACACGCUGGCGUCCGAUCACGAAACCUUGGUGGUUGGAUGAGAACAAUGUAGUGGGAAAAGUAACGGAGAGGACCAGACCAAUUAGGAUAACUAAUACUUUGACUGGUUCCAGCGUGACAUUAGAAGUUUGCUCCGAAGAGACGAUAUAUCAGAUCAUGAUGCGCUACCUGCCUCAUAAUACCCACAUGCUUUCAUACACCUGGAGGUAUCUUGGCAAAGGACUCGACUACAACAAAAAUCUAGCAGAAAAUGGUAUCCCUGACGAAAGAGAUCUCUUCAGUGAGUUCUCAUUACCAGAGAAUAUUCACAUUCCUGAUAUCUUGCUGUAUUAUAACGAUGAUUUGACUGAAGACCCACCAAGAUCUGUGUGCUUCUGUAUUCAUAAAGGAUGUGUUCUCAACGAAUGUCACGAAAAGCAUGAAGUUGGUAUACCCCAAACGCAAAUAAUAAAAAAGCACUGCGAUCUGUAAUUUCUUAAAUGAUUAAUUAUUUCGAAAUCAUCAUCA